This is a messenger RNA of Rangifer tarandus platyrhynchus (Svalbard reindeer), 696 nucleotides long. Lineage: Eukaryota; Metazoa; Chordata; Mammalia; Artiodactyla; Cervidae. The record is from the annotation of a GenBank genome assembly.
AUGCUGGCACCCUCCAGGGCUGUGAUGAACCAGACGCUGGUCACCGAGUUCUUCAUUCUGGGAUUCUCAGAAACACCUGGGCUGCGAACGCUGCUCUUUUUCGGCUUCCUGCUUCUGUACACAGUGGCCCUCUCUGGAAACCUGCUCACUGUGGUGGUCAUCAGUUCCAGUCCAGCCCUGCACACCCCCAUGUACUUCUUCCUGGUCAACCUGGCGGUGGUGGACAUUCUCUGCACGUCCACGAUCCUGCCUGAGCUUCUGGUGGCCAUGGUGGCCAGCGAGACCAUCUCCUACGGGGGCUGCAUGGCCCCGCUCUUCUGCUUCACGUGGUCCACGGGGGCUGAGCUGCUGCUCUUCUCGGCCAUGGCCUUCGGCCUGAUCAACACCAGCGUGAACACAGGUCUCUUGCUUCGCCUGCCCUUCUGCCGCUCCAACGUGGUGGAGCACUUCGUCUGUGAGGUCCCCCCUCUGCUGAAGCUCUCCUGCGCCCCGACCCAGCUGAAUGAAGCCAUGGCCUUGACGGCAGACAUCUUCCUGGCGGUGGGGAACUUCUCGGCGAUCACGCUCUCCUGCUGCUGCGUCAUCGCCAGCAUCCUGCGCAUGCGCUCGGCGGUGGGAGAGCGGCGCGCCUUCUCCACCUGCUCCUCCCGCCUCCUGGUGGUCACCUUGUACUACCCCACCAUCAUCUACACUUAA